This is a messenger RNA of Manacus vitellinus (golden-collared manakin), 2125 nucleotides long. Its product is annotated as lethal(3)malignant brain tumor-like protein 3. Gene Ontology annotation, cellular component: nucleus. Gene Ontology annotation, biological process: regulation of DNA-templated transcription. Bases 1 to 1704 code for a protein of 567 amino acids. Lineage: Eukaryota; Metazoa; Chordata; Aves; Passeriformes; Pipridae. The transcript is spliced from 16 exons. Gene Ontology annotation, molecular function: protein binding; zinc ion binding. The record is from RefSeq and is a predicted model, not a curated record.
AUGUUGGACUUGGAGAAGAAUAAAUCAAAUAAUAUGAAAAGCCGCAGAAACACUAAACCAAUAAAACAAGUGCUUCCUGGAAAGAAGAAGGUAUGGAACUGGGUUUCCUACUUGGAAGAGGAACAGAUGCCAGCUGCUCCCCUCAAACUGUUCAGAGAGUAUCAAUCAUUCCCACAAGGCCGGAAUGGAUUUAAAGUUGGAAUGAAAUUGGAAGGGCUGGAUCCUGAACACCCCUCUCGAUUCUGUGUUCUCACAGUGGCUGAGAUCCAAGGCUACAGGAUGCGACUGCACUUUGAUGGGUAUCCAGAGUGUUAUGACUUCUGGGCUAAUGCUGAUUCCUCAGACAUCCAUCCUGUGGGCUGGUGUGAAAAAACAAGCCAUAAGCUGCUCCCUCCUAAAGGUUUCAAGGAGGGAGAAUUUAAUUGGACUUCCUAUCUGAAGAAUUGCAAAGCUCAAGCAGCUCCAAAAAGCCUUUUUAAGACCCUCAGCACUCCUGUCACACCCUCUGGGUUUCGUCUGGGGAUGAAACUGGAGGCAGUGGACAAGAAGAAUCCCUCCCUGAUCUGCGUGGCCACCAUCACAGACGUGGUGGACAACAGGCUGCUGAUCCACUUCGAUAACUGGGACGAGAGCUACGACUACUGGCGCCCUGCUCACGGAUUCCAAGUUAAUAUGAAGUUGGAGGCUGUGGACAGGAGAAAUCCCAUCUUGAUAAGAGUGGCAACAAUAGUUGACAAAGACAACCAUCGCAUUAAGAUCCAUUUCGAUGGUUGGGACCCUCAUUAUGAUUUCUGGGUGGAUGCAGACAGCCCUGACAUCCAUCCCGUGGGCUGGUGUGCCAAGACUGGACACGCUCUGCAGGUCCCUCUAGGUGCUGAGGAUCCAGAGGGAGCAGUGGGACAAGUGUGUCCCACUCCAGGCUGCCACGGGAUCGGGCACGUCCGGGGACCACGAUAUGGGACACAUUACACGUUAGUUGGCUGCCCAUACUCUGAUGUGAACCUCAGCAGAGAGAACUCGUUACAGGACCGGCUGAGCGGGGAGAGACCUUCCCCUGGGAACACCAUGCAGAAGGCCAAGAGGCUGGAGACUCCUGCCCCAUUCCUGUUGGGAGCAGGGGAGUCUUCUCAGGGAGACUCUCCACAAUCCAGAAAAGCUGCACCAGACAGUGAGAAGUGGUGUCAAAGCAGCGUUCACACUCCAUCAGAGCAGUCUGAAAACAGUCAGGAGAGAGACUGGGGAGAGGAGGAUUCCUCUGCAGACAUCAAAGCCACACCAAAAACGCUUGGGUGCUCACGUGCCUAUAUCAAGUUCCAGCUGGUGAAACGGGAAAGCAAUGGGAAAGGCCCUGAUUUGGAUCUCCAGCAGGCCCUCCACCAGUCCAUCUUCAUGCCUUCCCUGGCCUCUAACCCGACCCACCGGCUCCAUCUCUUCUGGGAGCAGCACUGCAGGCUCUUGCCAGAGGUCUCAGGCCUCACAGCCAAACAAGUUGCCAAAUGGACUGUGGAAGAGGUGGUGAGCUUCAUCCAGCGUUUACCUGGUUGCAAAGAACAAGCCUCUGUGUUCAGGGAAGAGCAGAUCGACGGCGAGGCCUUCCUGCUCCUCAAGCAGAACGACAUCGUUAAAAUCCUCAGCAUCAAGCUGGGCCCUGCCCUGAAGAUCUACAACGCCAUCCUCAUGUUCAAAUCUGCAGAAGACAACUGAGGAGGGCCCUUUGGGCACAUCCCACAAGGAAUUCACAGGGAAUGGGGUCUUCAGCUGUGAGCAUUCCAAUGUGCCGAACGGGCGGAUUUCGGGACUCGGACGUAUUUUAAGUAGAACUUAGUCAAGAUAUUUUGAGGUUAUAAAAAAUCCUGCCACAGUCUGGAAUAUGGGGCAGCUUCACUUCCAAGAAGAGGAUUAUUAUUAUAUUUUGUAAUUGAAUUUGGUUUUGAUAUAUCAAUCUCUUUUGGAGAUGGAGAAGAAACCUCCGGUUCUAAGGGGAAUCCAGGGUAGCAUUGGUGGAGCUGCAGGAGCAGGAGGAAAGCUUGGAGUAAAACUGACUCUGUGUCCAUGACAGUGCCUGAAAGAGAGACUGAGUGAUCACCAGCGAGUUGAACAUGUUCUGUAUGUGUGAAAGAGAGAG